Geosmithia morbida is the source of this 2661-nucleotide messenger RNA. RefSeq names its product SH3. NCBI's taxonomy places the organism in Eukaryota, Fungi, Ascomycota, Sordariomycetes, Hypocreales, Bionectriaceae. Gene Ontology annotation, cellular component: microtubule cytoskeleton; cell tip. Gene Ontology annotation, biological process: establishment or maintenance of actin cytoskeleton polarity. Bases 1 to 2661 code for a protein of 886 amino acids. The record is from RefSeq and is a predicted model, not a curated record. The transcript is spliced from 4 exons. Gene Ontology annotation, molecular function: protein binding.
AUGACGAGGCCUUCAAUUGUCCGUGCCGACACGAUCGACCUUCAGAAUCACGACGCUACCUCGGCCAAGGCCCACCAGCGAAGCCACCUCGGCAUCCAUCAGGCGGAGACCUUGCGAGAGGUUGCCCACGAGUCGGCAGAGGAGCAGGGCCGCAGUCCACGAAUCUCCUGGGUCGAUGACCCUGCCCAGAACCGCAACCCCGACGACGACAGCGACGACGGUAACGAUCUGGCCGCCGGUGUGAGGAGCAAGAUGUCGUCUCGGCAGCAGCAGCAGCAGCAGGAGCAGGAUGAGAUCGAGGAUGCCCUCGCCGUGGCACAGAACGGGGGCAUCAGCUCCUCGGAUGAGGGGGACACGGAUGGCGACGAUCUCGACGAUGAUAUGCUGGAUAGGAUAUCCAGCUCGCCUUCCAUCGAAGACGAGGACAUCGACUUCGAAUUCGUCUACGCACUCCACACCUUCGUCGCCACCGUCGAAGGCCAGGCCAACGCGACAAAGGGCGACACAAUGGUCCUCCUCGACGACAGCAACAGCUACUGGUGGCUCGUGCGCGUCGUCAAGGACAGCAGCAUCGGCUACCUGCCCGCCGAGCACAUCGAGACGCCGACCGAGAGGCUGGCCCGCCUCAACAAGCACCGCAACGUCGACCUGUCGGCCACCAUGCUGGGCGACCAGAGCCCCAGCCAGAAGCAGCAGAAGGCGACGGGCUUCAAGUCGAUACGCAAGCGCUGGAAAUCCGUCACCUUUGCCGAGCCCACCUACGUCGACUACAACAACGGUGACUUCUCGAGCGACGACGACGGCGACGACGACGAGAUCCUGUUUGGCAGCGCCGCCGCCGCCACCGCCGCCUCCACCGCCGCCGCCGACGACAACCAAUCCCAGUCCCAGAGCCAGCAGGCGGCCGGCGACGACGGAGCCGUCGUCGGGCCCCUCAAGACGCGCCCGGGCAAGGUCUCCCGGCCGGGAGACCCGGCCAGGGACUCGGACAGCUCCUCGACGUCGUCGGACGACGACGACGACAGCGCCAGGCCCAGCCGGUCGAGGAACGGCACCGUCCGCAACACGGACUCCUUCUUCAAGGACGACAGCGUCGAGACCAAGAAGAUCACCCUGACGCCCAACCUUCUGCGCGACGAGAACGAGGCGGCGGCGGCGGCGGCGGCGGCCGCCACCUCGCGCCCGUCAACCGACUCGUCCAAGGACGGCAGGCACUCGUCGCAGUCGCAGUCGCAGCGGCCCAGCCUCGAGAGCAAGAUGGACAAGGAGCUCAUGUCGGACCGCGACAGCAACCGCAAGCGCGACAAGGAGGCCCGCGACAAGAAGGACAGGGACAAGAAGCCCAGCGCCAUCCGCAGCUUCUUCUCUAGGAAGGACAAGAAGCGGAGCGGCUCGGGCUCGGGCGCCGACGUCGACGCCGACGCCGCCGCCGACGCCGCCGCUGCCGCCGACUCCAAGCAUUCCUUGGACGCCGUCUCCGAGCCGCGCGACAGCGAGGACACGACGUCGACCCCCCAGUCGCCCGAGAAGUCGGGCGUCAACCGCAGCCCGAGCAAGCUGCAGAAGGUCCAGCCGCGCAUCGAGCCUUCCCCCACGCGCAAGAACUCCCUCCAGAGCAAGAGGCCGCCUCAGCAGCCCGACCUGGCGCACUAUGCCGACGCCGACAACAGCAGCCGGACGAACAACGUCUCCUACGUACCUCCCGCAUCCAUGCGCAUCGUCGACCCGGAAACCCAGGAGACGAGGGAGGUAUCGUCGAGCCAGUACCAGCAGCAGCAGCAGCAGCAGAAGCAGAGUUCCUCUCCCUUCUCCUCUUCCGGCGGCGGCGGUGGCAUGAGUGGAGGUGUCGGUGCCCUGGCCUCGUCCCUCAUGCCCCGAUCCCUCGACCCUUCCACGUCAUCUUCCUCCUCCCCGGCAGCCAAGCCGCAGAAGACGGUCAAGGCCAAGACGCGCAUGGAGCUGGACGAGUCAGACACGGGCUCCGACGCCGAUCCCACACCUUCUGCGGCUGCUGCCUCCGCCACCGCCGUCUCGGACGAGCCACAACUCCCCGGUGCCUUCCCGGAAGACGACCAGCAGACCCCCACGCAGCCGCGGCCGCAGCCGCGGCAGAGUACCCACCACAGCCACCCCUCCGGCGACGGUCCGGAUUCCCGCACGGCCGUGCAGGGUGACAUCUCCCCCGUCUCGUCCAGCCAGCCGCCCGGCCUGACGGGAGACUACUCCCCCUCACCCGUGGGUUCACCAUCCCCUCCCGAGGAGGGGGACUCUUCAUCCUCCUCCUCGUCGGAAGAAGACCACGUCGUCACGCCCGUCGCUCCUACCGCGGGAGCGACGGCGACGGGUGCGGCGGCGCGCACCAUGCCCACUCCGCUCCAGACUUCGGUCACGCAGGGUGUCGCCGGUACGGUGAGGUCCGGAUCGAGGAGCUCGUGGGACGACGCUAAGCUGCGCGCCUUCUUCGACGAGGGCGAUCACGUCCGCGAUCUGCUGGCCGUCGUGUACGACACUUCGGAUGUGGAUCCCGUCGGUCACGAUCACCCGGUCAUCGGUGGACUGUUUCGAGAGCAGAAUGCCAGGUUGGCCGAGAUAACGACUCAACUGGAUAAUAUGCUGGGUGACUGGCUGGCCAGAAAACAGCGAUCAAGGGGGACGGUAUAA